AUGAGUUCAUUGACUAACGUAGAACGUCUUUUGCUCGCACAAGCAGUGUACGAGUAUGGCGCAAAUGCUUGGCAGCAAGUCUCAAGGUUGCUCUCCAAGCAUCCCAUCAUCUCUCGCCCAAAGACCUUCUUUUCAGCUAAUUCUUGUCGCGAUAUAUAUGCUCGCCUGAUGAGUGAUGCUCAGCUUGAGUGCACCGAGUCUGCUCCACAUGCCCUUGUGAAUCUCAAGCUUGCCCAGAAGUUCUAUAGUGCACGUCUCCUGGAAUUGCGUGAUUUAAUUGCAGCAGAGGAAGUCAAGUUCAAAAGUAUCGUUGCAGAAAUUCAGGACAUUCGGGCUGGCAAAUGGGACGACAAGAUUCGUUCCAAGCUCUCUGGGGCAGAAUCUGAACCCGAUGCAGAAAACGAUGCUGCACCUGCACAGAGUGAAACAGCCAUCGAACCCGAGGUCUCACAUCAUAUCCAUGAGCGAAAAUGUGAACCUACCCCCCAACCAGAAGAAGAGGAAGAAGAACCAGCCCCUACGCAGGAACCCGAGUACAUUGAACCCGGUCAAACCCCUGAACCAGUCCCUGUGGAAACAGAAUCCCCUCGCCCGCCACAAACCGAGGAACACGAACCUGGGAAUGAAAAUAUUGAGCAGCCAAUCGAACCCGACGAACCCAUAGCAUUAACGCAUGAAGAGGAAACAGAGCAGUUUGAAUGGGAGCACCAGCCUACGUCUCCAGACGACGAGGCAAGUGAGAUAGAGGCGAUACUGACACCUAGUGCCCCAGAGGGGUCCGUUGAGGAAGACGCAAGCCAACAAUCGCCCGAACACGGGGAGGAAUCGCCUGUUCGUGAGGGGGAAUCGCCUGUCCAUGAGGAAGAAACACUCGAAGGUGAAGAGGAGGCGGCAUCCCCCACACAUGACACCGAACACUCCCACACUGAAGCAGACCAAGAAACAUCCAUGGAAGUCGAUGUGGAGCAGGACUUGUCUAUUUAUACCGAAACGAGUUCACAAGCCAAACGCAAGGUGGACGAAGUGGAAGUUGACGACGGCGAAGGUGCUGAAGAGCCCAACAAGAAACGUUUACGUGAGGAGAGCUCACCUCCUACACCAGGGGAGGAGGAACAAGUAACUACACGUCCCCGACGCGAUACAACAAGCAGCGAGCAACGCCCCUCCACACCCAUCCAAUCCGGUCUAUCCAGCUCCACUACCCAAACUAUAACCCCAGCUCAACCCAUUCCUCACAAGCGCUUUCAGACCGUCAUAGGCCUCCUACACUCUCAAAUCUCACAACACCGCAACGGUAACAUCUUCCAUAAUCCUAUAAAACCGACUGAAGCGCCCGAUUACCACGAUAUCAUCAAGCGCCCCAUGGACUUGAAGACCAUCAAAGCAAGGAUAAAAGAUGGAGUUAUUAGAACCUCGAGAGACUUUCAGCGGGAUGUGUAUCUAAUGUUUGCUAAUGCGAUGAUGUAUAAUAGGCCAGGGAGUGAUAUCGCAUUGAUGGCGGAAGAGAUGAUGCUUGAGAGCGAAAAUCACAUCAAUUCCUUCCGACAAACAGAAGGUUACUUGCGCAAUGUCCGCGCGUGA
Messenger RNA from Suillus bovinus, 1581 nucleotides. RefSeq lists its product as uncharacterized. Lineage: Eukaryota; Fungi; Basidiomycota; Agaricomycetes; Boletales; Suillaceae. The record is from RefSeq and is a predicted model, not a curated record. The transcript has 9 exons. The coding region runs from base 1 to 1581 and encodes 526 amino acids. Gene Ontology annotation, molecular function: protein binding. Gene Ontology annotation, cellular component: NuA4 histone acetyltransferase complex.